Rodentolepis nana is the source of this 351-nucleotide messenger RNA. The record is from the annotation of a GenBank genome assembly. Lineage: Eukaryota; Metazoa; Platyhelminthes; Cestoda; Cyclophyllidea; Hymenolepididae.
AUGGAAAUACAAGUGUGCAUCUUGUUUAUUAAAGCAGAUUUUUGCAUAAAAAUCUCAGAAGAACCCAAAGAGGAAGAGAAAGAUGUUCCAAUUGUUCCCAUCGAUCUCGGUGACGAUUGUUUUGAUUACAUUCCUACUGGUGUUCUUGAAAGACUAAGGACUUCAGAACGUCUGAAAGGAUUACUUGCUAACCGUCAUCUUCGCGACUUUCUUACAAACCUGGACAGUUCCCAUCAGCCCUCUCGAGCCAUCGAAAGAGCCAUGCAAGAACCACUCUUUGUUGAAUUUGCUGAUGAAUGCCUUCGCCUAAUUAAUCCCGAUUGCCAGACCCAAUCGCCAAAUUACCCUUAA